Molecule: messenger RNA, 963 nt
Organism: Magallana angulata
Lineage: Eukaryota; Metazoa; Mollusca; Bivalvia; Ostreida; Ostreidae
Product: zinc finger CCHC domain-containing protein 9-like
Exons: 5
Coding region: 141-947 (268 amino acids)
Molecular function (GO): zinc ion binding; nucleic acid binding
Source: RefSeq, a predicted model, not a curated record
UGAAUUUUGCAAAUUACACUGGACUCGACACAUGUUUUUGUUCGAUUUUGGUCCAUUUUCUUUAAAGACUUUGCUGUUCUUAAUUAUUAAAAGUAGCCCUUAUAUUUUAAACUAAUUUCUGAUUUGAUAUAAAUGUUAAAAUGACUCGAUUUGCGCGUGCUUCUGAUGGAAACAGGAAAAGACCACUGGAUGCGUCGGAGUGGAAUGAGCUAAAGAAGGACGACAAAAAAAGCAAGAAAGAAAAGAUAAAAACAAAAAAGUUACAGAAAAGUCCAAAGAAAAACAAAAGUGGCAAAGCUGUUAAACAGAAAGUUGAACAGACUGAGGAUGUGGCGCAUCAUAGUAAGGUUUCUGGUGAACAAAGUGAUAAACCAACAAGUUUGGAGUCGCGUCUGAGAAAUCUUUCACAAAAGAAAACGACAGAGUUACAGUUACAAGAGGCUUACAAGAAAGUCAAAAGAAGCGAAGAUAGAAGGGUGAAAAGAAUUCAGAAGAAACAAGAUGAAUUGGUAUGCUACAAUUGUCGAGGAUCAGGUCACCUAAUGUCUGAUUGUCCAGAGGCGAAAAGGGACAUUGAGCAAGGAACUGGUAUAUGUUUCAAGUGUGGAUCAACAGAACACUCAGCGUCCAGAUGUUCUGUGAAGUUACCACCAGGUAAAUUCCCCUAUGCCAAAUGUUUCAUUUGUGGAGAAACUGGUCAUCUUUCAAAGCAAUGUCCUGAUAAUCCAAAAGGACUUUAUCCUAUGGGGGGAUGUUGCAAGAUCUGUGAAUCUGUUGAACAUUAUCAAAGAGACUGUCCAGAGCUCCAAAGUCAACAAGGAGUGAAAAGCUAUUGCUUACCAACUAUGACUGCCCAUUCUAGUGUAGAUGCUGAGGUUGAUUUUGAGGAAGCAAAGCUAAAGCCUGUUGUUAAAAAGAAACAAGGACCCAAAACUGUUGUAUUCUAAUAAACUGUGCAAGAAA